Portunus trituberculatus (swimming crab) is the source of this 3736-nucleotide messenger RNA. RefSeq lists its product as uncharacterized. The record is from RefSeq and is a predicted model, not a curated record. Gene Ontology annotation, cellular component: membrane. The coding region runs from base 224 to 3583 and encodes 1119 amino acids. NCBI's taxonomy places the organism in Eukaryota, Metazoa, Arthropoda, Malacostraca, Decapoda, Portunidae. The transcript is spliced from 6 exons.
GGUGGUUGUAUAGUCACUGGUGGCAAUAAUGUAUUUGAAGAGUGAGUUGGUAACGCUGCGUUCAGGCAGCCUCAGGCAGUGUGCGGCAGUCUCUUAUCCUGUUCACUGGUUUACCAUCCUUCCCUUGUGUCCACACCACCCUCCACCUUCCUGGCCUUCCACAACCUGACAGGACGCCAUCACUCAUACCUCAUACAUUAACAGGUCUUCCUCCUUCAUCGUGAUGUUCAAAUGGCUCAAAAAAGUGUUCGGUCUUGAGAAGUCAGGAAGAGAGUACUCGUCCAGUGACAGCACCGUCUGUACACACAGCGGCAGGGAGGAGGUCGUGAAGUGGGUGGACCAACAGAUCCAAGAUCUUCAGGAAAAUGCUCAAAAAAUAGAUAAUGGAGAUUCAUUUUCUUGGGUACCAUUAUCUACACCGUCUACUGUACCCCCUUCACCGCCACACAUACGGUUCUCUCUGUCGAAACCGUCUUCUCCUUCCCCUCAAACAUCACCAUCUCCACCAGUCACACGAAACUCUCCACUGAAGCAGCCUUCUCUUCCUUCUCCACCACCACGAGUGACACGAAACUCUCCACUGAAACAGCCUUCUCUUCCUUCUCCACUACCACGAGUCACACAAAACUCUCCACUGAAACAGCCUUCUCUUCCUUCUCCAUCACCACGAGUCACACAAAACUCUCCACUGAAACAGCCUUCUCUUCCUUCUCCACUACCACGAGUCACACAAAACUCUCCACUGAAACAGCCUUCUCUUCCUUCUCCACCACCACGAGUCACACGAAACUCUCUACUGGAACAGUCUCCUCUUCCUUCUCCUUCACAGCCACUCCUUCCAAAGUCUCCACCUAAGCCACGUCCUUCGUCUCGUCCUCCAACACCACCACUGCUUGACUACUCUUCAAAUUCCACACACACUGAUGGCAAUGCCUCCUUGCCUGUUGGCCAGUCUUUGAAGCUGCCUUAUAUCUCACCAAAACUCUCAUCGCAGAAGGAGGUGCCAUCCCCACCCUCCAACACACAGACAAGACUCUUAUCAGGAACACAAGCUGCUACAAGAGCAUCUAACGCACAGAGUCUGUUGGAGGUGUCCCAAGACAAAAAAUCUUCACUUUCUGAGGUCGGCAUUUCCAAAGUUACCCCAAAACAUGAUAUUCUGCCGGCUUUUGAGGUCAAGGUUGGCCAGACUGACAUGAAGGUGGCGGGCAGUAAGGCAGUAGUCUCCAAGAUUCAGCAGAAGUCAUAUCCCAGCUGCUUGCUACCUACCACGCUCACAAAUACCAUCGGAGAGCUUGUCACUGUGAAUGGAACGAGAUACGUGCGGGUUAAGAGUAAGGAAGAGGUGAUGUUGGUGUCCUUGAAUGCAGGACCCAAGGGGGAUGCACCGUGCAGGGUGGUGUGGGAGUCUGGCAGGCCAGUACCCAUCUUUGAACUUAGUGACUUGACUCUUGUUAACAUUGAUGCCUUUUUGUCACCCAAGAAUGAGAGAAUGCAAGCGAUGGUAGUCUGGCAGAAGGAAAAACCUAACACGUGUCUGCAGCUUCUUGACAACACGUACAUCUUCCUGGGUGGUCGGAGUCUCACUUGCCAACGGAAAUCACUGAACGUCUCUGCUAAAAACUUAAAUGUAACUUAUGACGGAAAAAAAGUCUCAGCAGAAGUAAGUAAUGUUGUUGCAUUCAAAGAAAAUGAAGUGAUUACGAUGACUGAAUUUCUUAAGCUUUGUCAUGAUGAAUUUUAUGCCAGCGUGUUCAGGAUGCUAGAGGGGACUGGCAGUGGACGAGUGGUGUACGUGUGUACAUGUCUUUGGAUAGGAAGGAGGCCUGUCUUUGAAAAGUUGCCAAUUAAGUUAACGAGAGAGAAUGUGUAUAAGAAAAUCUCAUAUGGGCUUUAUUCCCCUUCUGGCAACACGAGAACUCUUUAUUGCGACGUGAACGCCAGUUUGAACCUUGCUAAAGGCGCUGCAACCAUAGAAGUGGAGGUAGACGGGUCAUGCAAGUCUCUAGAGGCCACCCAUCUACUUAACAUGAAGUCUGAGAAGCUUAAACAACAUACUCCGGUCCAAGUUCGUGCCCACGUCCUGAAGGAGAUGUGUGGUGGAAGGGAGAAUUGGUCAGCUGUCAUGAUACACCUCUCUGAGCCUACAGGAUCUGAUGUAUCAUCGACGUGGGUCGCAGCAGAACAUACAGCUCCGAACAUCAACGAGGAUGGUGCCAUCCAAAACACCAGUGUUUGGUCACCACGGAAAGGUAACACUCUGAAUAGAGAGGGAGCCAGCAUUUCACCCACACAAAGAGCUAACAUUUCAGGUGCACCAAAGACUAGCGUACCAACUGGACAGAAGGCUAGUGUUCAGUAUGUACCAAAACCAACUGUUCCAAUGGGAAAAACACAGCCAAAGAGUGCCAGCCUGAGUAACCUAUCUCUCUCAACCACUGCACAGGAAAAUAAUGCAUGGAGCUUGGAGUUAAGGAGCAAGUACUUGACCUGCUCAGUGGCGGCAUCAAAACCCAAUGCUGCGGUGGCAGUAGGUGAAGGAAAAGCAAUCCUGGUGUCUAGAAGUAUCCUUUUUGUCGAUCAGGUAAAGUGUCCUUCAUCAGCAAAUCUUCAGUCUCUGCUCAAGAACUACCAAAACUUGGGUGUUAUAUUCACAGAAUCAAAAGAGACAUUAACUGACAUGAAUUUCACCAUGAAGUAUGUGGCACUUGUUGCUUGGGCAGGAAAGAAACCCAUCAAUGCCAAUGACAUUGUUCGAAACCGGCUAUCUGAGAUGAAAUUGGCAUCAGUUUCUGCCCUUAAUGCUGUUAUGAAAGUAGAGGCCAGUUGCUGCAUUAAAUCAGUGCAAAACAAUAGAGUGACUGUAUUAGUCUGUAGCAAAUAUCUCGACAAUGGUCAAGGCAUUGCUCUCACAAAGCUUGGCAACAUCUACCUGGAUGCGACGCCGAUAACGCUGACUGCGGCGAUGAAGUUAAAGAAACUGUUUUGGAAUUGUGAGCUUCAUAUAGCAGAUGGCGGGAAGCAGCUGUCAGUUCCUUUGGCUUGGCGUGGGAGGAAACCCGCGACUGGUGCAAUGCUGGGGACCUCCACAAGCCAGCCCCGCCAGGCACAAAGCACGGACGAUCUGAGUGACACCCUCAAUGGACACCGAAUAACGCCACCUCUGCCAUGUUGUAAGCAGGUGGUAGCGGGCGUAGUGACUGAGGUGCUAGCUGAAGGGGGCCGUGUAAAGGCGGAAGAUGGUCGGCGUUUCACCUUCUCCAUCGACGCCUGCUUCCUCUAUGACUUGUGUCUCCACCAGAUGAAGGCGCGGGAGAUGCUGGUGGUUGGCAUGAAGGUGGAGAUCGAGGUGACGUAUUCCGGUGGCAGCGAGGUAGUGCGGCGAGUUUGGCUGGCAGAUCGCGGCGCCUCCCCUACCUCCUCCCAUUUUCCCGAGCCCAAACUAGACUCCUGGUGCAGAAUGAACGGCGUCUCCACCGACACGCGGCAGCUCCUGAUGAAGGAAGCCGAGCUGCUCUCCCCUUCCCUCUUCCCCACCGCGGCCAGAGGGGAAGCCACCACGAUCGUCGACAUCAGUGCCUAGUAGCGUGACUCCCUCAGACGUGGGCAGGGGACAGUCUGGUCAAUAUUCCGCCCUGAUUAGCCCUGCAGACGUAGCGAACUGGAAGAAAAAAGUAGUGGAAGUGGUGGUUGUCAGUUCCCUUCCUCGCAGCGGCUCCACACUUUUGGCACAGCU